AUGAAGAAAUCUAAUUAAUUUAUAUCUGGAAGUGAUGAUAAUUUAAUUAUAAUAUGGUCCAUGAACCAAAGUAAUUAAUGGGUUUGCUAAUAAAAAUUAAAUGAACAUACAAAAGGUAUUUAUUGUUUAGUGUUAAAUAAUAAUGAAGAUUUAAUCAUUUCAGGAAGUUGUGAUAAAACUAUAAAAUUUUGGAUGAACAAAAAUGGAUGGUUAUGCUAAUAGACUAUAACAGAUCAUACUGGCACUAUCUAUGGAUUAAGUUUGAAUUAGCAAUAGAACAAAGUGAUUUCAUGUGGAUAUGAUAAAUAAAUAUUAAUAAUUGAACAAUCAUAAUAGGAUUCUUAAUGGAUUGUAAUCUAAAAGAUAAAAGUUGAAACUAAUGGUUCUAGAUUAUGCUUUAUUAAUGAUAAUGUUUUUACAUUUUAGCCAGAUUCAAGCGAAUAAAUGCAUGUUUAUGAAAUAAAUGAUACAAAUAAAUAGUAUUUAAAGACUAAAGAUGUUCUUGUAAAAUAUAGUAAGGAUGGUUAUUCAUUGUUUCCGUAAUAGCAUAUAAAAUCAAAAUGGCUGCUUGUUAAUAAGAAUGGCAUUUAUGUGAAUUUGAUAAAGACAAAUGAAAACCAAGAGUUUAACAUAUAAUAAUCAAUUCAAUUUGGAUGUGCCUAUUUAUUUGGACAUUUGAGUGAUGACGGAUAAUUUUUGAUGACUUGGGAUGAUAUUUCAAAAGAAAUUCAAAUCAGAAAAUAUCAUGAAAUAUGA
This is a messenger RNA of Paramecium octaurelia, 756 nucleotides long. NCBI's taxonomy places the organism in Eukaryota, Ciliophora, Oligohymenophorea, Peniculida, Parameciidae. The record is from the annotation of a GenBank genome assembly.